CCAGAGAUAAACCCACGAGCUGAAAUAAGAUUUUAGCCAUUGUUGUUUUGUAUGGAAAUAAUGCAGCUAUAAACAUUUGAUAAUGGAUGAUCAAUACAAAUCCGGGACAAACAGUCAUUUAUAUGAUAUUUUCAACGACCUCGGCUAUUCAAAGGUGCGUUCUGAACAGAGAGUAAAGAUAUAUGAGAAUGCAAGUAGGUGCUUUGCACGUGUUACGAAUAGAAAUUGGUCCGUCGCUGAUGUUGAUGUUACCGUUCUUGGAAGUCGUGGAGAAGGUAUGGCUGUUGCUUUGGGCAGUGAUAUAGACAUAAUGCAUCUUCAACCGGCAGUGAGGUGUUUUGAAACAUUCCCAACAGAAAACAAAGAAUCCAUUGACAAAUACGUUGCUACAUUUAAACUUAACUUUACGAAUGUCCCGGAAGGUUAUGCGAAGUUGCACUUAGAAACAAUCAAAGACAUACCAUGGCCUGACAAUCAUAAUAGACUAGUUUUUAAAAUAAAAAGAGCAUUAACAAGUGAUGGUUAUUUGAAAAAUGACCAACGAAUCAUCGAUUCCAUAGAAAACGACGGCGAAAGAGUGAAGGUCGAAGGAUGGCUAAGUGCACACUUUCAACACGAAAGAGCAAAUGGCCCGGCACAACCGCUUCAAUACCCAUUACCCUUUCGUGGACUGUAUAUCCCAAUAGAUUUCAUACCAGCUUUUUUGUGUGAAUAUCCGACGAUCUUCGACGAAUGGUUCGAACGGGUUCAAGGUAAGGCAUGGCCUGGAGUAGAUACAUCAAUGAAAGUUAAGAAGUCGAACACAUUUGUUGUACCUGUCGGUUUAGCUGGGAGUGAUGAGGAAGUAUUACAGUGGCGGAUGUCCUUUACCUUGGCUGAAAGAUUGUUGGUAAUGUCCUUCAAUGAUGCACAGAUUAAAACAUACGCUGCAAUGAAAAUGAUUGUGAAACACGCACUGAACCCGAUUUGUGAAAAUAUGUCUUCCUACCAAGUGAAAACUGCUAUGUUCUGGGUAUCCGAAAAGAAUCAAGGUAUCCUGAAUAUUGAUGAUUUCAAUGAAAUGUUGUUAGAUGUUAUAAUAUUCUUAACCGAAUGCGUAAGAACUAGAUGUCUGCAACACUACUUCACACCUUCAAAGAAUCUGAUGUUUCGAAAGUUUUCGGACGAAGAACGUAGUUGCUUGCUUGCUUCUCUCAAUGCGAUUUCCCGAGACAUUGCAUAUGCUCUUCGACGAUGUCCGUUAAUACACAUCAUGUGCUCUUUACCUAAAAAAGAGAUUAAAAAGAGAUUGAUUUUUAGAAAUAUUUGCGACGAACUUCUGGCAGCAUAUUUGUCCAUUGAACCUGAGGAAUAUGAUGUGAUUGAGCAUUUACUUCACCGUGCACAAUCAAGUCAAGAAUAUUUGGAGCUAUAUGUGAAACACGUGCUCCCUAUCGUUAGGCAAAACAACCCAUAUGGAUACUUUCAUCUAUUGUCAUCGAUGAAUGUUGAUGAAAUUACAAGUAUAAUGAUGAAUGGGAUCAAACAAGGAUACAACAAAAUAUGGCUUAAUUGAACUUUUGGCAGCGUUUUGUCCCAUUGAACAUGAAGAAUAUGACAUAUUUUAAUGUUUUGUUUAACAAAUAUAUUGAAUUGUUAAGCCUUAUGAAACUUAACAGACAUCUUGUUUUUCUUGCUGUAGGCUGUCUAAAUAUUGACUUGCUGUAAAAUUUACAGGGAAAAACUGACAAAAUAUAAAAUAAGAAUUAACAAUGGUCGUUUUAAAAGACAAAUUGUUAUUUGGGAAUCUCAUUGAUCACUUUAUAAUAAAAUGUGAAGGAUAGUUCUUGCCAUUCUAAAAUAAAGUUGAAAGGUUAGUUCUAAAAUAAAAUGUAAAGGAUAUUUCCUACAUUAUAAAAAUUGUAAAGGAUAGUUCUAAAAUAAAAUAUACAGGAUUAUUCUCGAACCUUCCUGUUAAAAAGCUAAGAUAUCUAAAUUCUGUUAACAAAACAUUUUACAAUGCGUUUUGAUCUUAUAACAUUUUCAAACGAAUAUGUUAUCUUACAUACGAACUUAUUGAGCUGAUGCUACACAAGAACGUUCUGAGUUAUAUUUUCAUUUUUUAGGUUUCCAUCAGUAUGUGUUGUAAAUUUGUAGAUAAGUAACACAGCUAGAUCUUAUAGACUUAAAGAUAUACAAGGUUCAUAUUUUCAUAUUUGAAAAAUGUUACAAUUCCAACACAGUGCCGUUCUAAAGGCAAAAUAAACAUGCAUUGAAAUUCCAUGGAGUCCAUGUGUGUGUUAAGUUUUUUAAGUCUACACACCAUAAGUAAAUACAAUUUAAAAACAUAGUGUCCUUAAAAACUGUCAGUUUUUUUUUUAAGAAAUAAACUACUAAACUUGACCCAUAAUAUUUAAUGAAGCUU
This is a messenger RNA of Ruditapes philippinarum (Manila clam), 2404 nucleotides long. RefSeq lists its product as uncharacterized. The record is from RefSeq and is a predicted model, not a curated record. NCBI's taxonomy places the organism in Eukaryota, Metazoa, Mollusca, Bivalvia, Venerida, Veneridae. The coding region runs from base 83 to 1555 and encodes 490 amino acids. The transcript has a single exon.